GUUUGGAAUCAAAGGAUUACAUUCCCGCGCAUGAUCUCUCAUUUUUGCCGCCAAAAAUUGGACCAUUGUCACUUCUAUCCACUCUGCUGUUCCUAGCACAACAAUUCCAGCAACAAUGGACAUGGAUAUGGACAUUCCUAAUCUGGACGAGCUCGAAUGGCUUGAAGCCAACUCUCAUAUCCACGAAGAAGAUCUGGAACUUUCCUCCCCCUUCCCACCUGAAGAGGAACGACAAUCACAGCCUCAGUCUCCAUCACCGCUAUCCGUUUCCCAAGUCGACAGUCAUAAGCGUCUCCGAUCCGAUGGUCCAGAUUCACCGAAUAUUGAAGAUGUUAUUCCAUCCGACGAGAAGAGAAGCAGAGUUGACGAUGCUGGGACAGAGACUGAGGAGGACUGGCUCCGAUACUCGCCCCCGCAGGAGAGGAACGCUGGGGCUGAGGAGCAUGAAACGGAAGUUGUUGUGAAUGAAGAGAAGGUCGUGUCGAGAUUCGCAUCUGAGAUUGACGGCGAUUUCAUCCCCGUGACGGCCCCGAGUGGCGGCGAUAGGGUUUAUGCAAAAAUAUGUAGGGUGGAGAGAGAAGAGAAAUCUAAGAAAUUGGUUGUGAAACCGCAAUCAAAUGGUCUUUUAUUUGAGCCUGUCAAUGUUCUUUUGCGAAGAGUAGAGGAAGAUGCCUUUGCCAAGGCAUUACAUGCUAGUUCUGAAGGUUCAGGUGAUGUGGUUCUUGAUGAAACACAAAUGGUGCAUCAGCAUGAAAAACUUUGGGUCGACAAAUAUGCUCCAAAUUCUUUUACCGAGCUCCUCAGUGUUGAACAGACAAAUCGUGAAGUUCUCUUAUGGUUGAAGCAGUGGGAUUCUCGUGUUUUUGGAUCUGAAAUUAGGAGUACAUCAGAUGACAUUCUGUCUGCUUUGAGACGUCAUUCUUCUGUCACUCAGCAAAAAAAAUAUUCUGAUUCCACUUUCCCAAGAAGGAGCAAAGACAUUAGAUGGACUAAUGAGAACUUCAGAAAUUCUAACAAUUGGAAUGAUGAAAACAGUAAUGUGAAAGGAAUUCAGGACUCAUGGAACAAGAUAUCGAGGCUUACUGGCCCUCCAGAACAAAAGAUUCUUUUACUCUGUGGUCCCCCAGGGCUUGGAAAGACCACACUUGCACAUGUAGCUGCUAAGCAUUGUGGAUAUCAAGUUGUAGAGGUUAAUGCAAGUGAUGAUAGAUCCUCAUCUACAAUUGAAGCUAAAAUCCUUGAUGUGGUUCAAAUGAAUUCUGUGAUCGCUGACUCAAGGCCCAAGUGUUUGGUGAUUGAUGAAAUAGAUGGUGCUCUUGGUGAUGGCAAAGGUGCUGUGGAUGUUAUUCUAAAGAUGGUUUCUGCUGAAAGGAAUUCAGAUACCGGGAAGGAAAAUGCUGCUAAAGGAGAGCAAUCAGGAAGGCCAUCCUCAAAAAAAGUGAGGAAAACAAUGUCACUUUCAAGACCUGUGAUUUGCAUAUGUAAUGAUUUGUAUGCACCUGUCUUGAGACCAUUGCGUCAGGUAGCAAAAGUUCACAUAUUUGUUCAACCAACAGUUAGCCGUGUGGUAAACAGGCUCAAACAUAUAUGCAGCAAGGAGGGAAUGAAAGUGAGUACUAUCGCCCUUACUGCAUUGGUGGAGUACACUGAAUGUGAUAUACGCUCAUGCUUGAACACCCUCCAGUUUCUCAACAAGAAGAAGGAAACUCUUAAUGUGCUGGAGAUUGGUUCUCAGGUGGUGGGUCGAAAGGACAUGUCAAAAAAUGCUUUUGAUGUUUGGAAAGAGAUUUUCCAAAAGAGGAAAAUGAAGCGAGAGAGAAUUUCUAGCUGUGGCACUCCGUGCAAUGAAUUUGACUUUUUGCAUUCUAUUGUAUCUAACCAUGGUGAGUAUGAUGUGAUUUUUGAUGGGAUUCAUGAGAACAUCUUGCAGCUCCAUUAUCAUGAUCCGUUGAUGCAAAAGACAGUCAAGUGCUUUAAUAGUCUUGGCAUUUCUGAUCUACUACACCAAUAUAUUAUGCGUACACAGCAAAUCCAUAUUCAUGCUUAUCAGCCUCCUCUUGCAAUUAUUGUGCACCACCUGGUAGCUCACGUUCAAAAACCAAAUAUCGAGUGGCCAAAAUCUUAUCAAAGAUACCGAAUGUCGUUGAUGGAGAGGGUGGAGAUAUUGAGGUCUUGGCAAAACAAAAUUCCUCCAUAUAUUUCGAGACAUUUGGCAAUUAAAUCCCUUGUAGAAGAUUCAAUUUCACCUUUAUUACAUAUUUUGUCACCUUCAACACUAAGGCCGGUGGCAUUACACCUACUAUCACAAAAAGAUAAGAAUGAUCUGGCCCAGUUGGUGAGCACUAUGGUAUCCUAUUCUGUAACAUACAAGAACGUAAAAUCCAGUCCUCUUUCCUCUAACCAGGAAUAUGAAGCAACUUUAGAUGCCUCGGCCCUUUCUUUUGAUCCUCCUAUUUGUGACUUCAUUAACUUUAAGGGCUACAGUUCCGGUCAUCAUGUACUUCCCUUGGCAGUGAAGCAAGUUUUGGUUCAUGAGGUUGAGAAGCAAAAUAUUUUGCAAGUAAGCAGAUCUUUACAUUUAACAGAUGGGUGCAACAAAGAAAUCCUCGACUUAGCAGAUGAGAGGAAUAGUGAGAAUAGCGUGUCAAAUUCUCCAAAUGAUCGUGCAGCCUUGUCCACUGCUAAAAUUGAAACUGGAAAGAAUAAAGUAAAUCCUAACCAACGUAAUCCUAUUUGCUCAACUACGUUGUCAAAUUUGGAUUGUAGUGCCAUGUCCAAUGUGAAACUGAAAUCCUCUGGGAAUCCCAAGAAACCUUGUACUGGCUCCAGCUUCUUUGACAGGUUUAAGAAAGUAAGUAGCAAAGGUUCUCAGAAUACUGACAUUGCUGUACAGAAUACAACCACCUUAGAAAGAGAUUCACGUCCUGUACUGUUCAAGUUUAAUGAGGGUUUCACAAAUGCUGUAAAAAGGCCUGUUCGAAUGCGCGAGUUCCUGCUAUGAUUAUUUUUAUUUCCAUUGCUUGGAGAAGCGCGGCAGUGCUAUUUGUUCAGGGCAACAUAAUGGUGCAUUUACUUUGGUGCAAGGACGCUGUUCAACGUUAACCAUAUCGCUUCUCACUACUGAAAUAUUAACUCUGCACGGCUUCAUUAGGAAUUUUGAUUGGGGAUAAAUAUAUAUAUAUAUAUAUAGAUAUAUUUUUCCAAAAAAAAAAAAAUCAUGGCUUUGCGUGGAAUUGUGGUUUAAAGGUGAAGAAACUAGUUUGGAGUUUCAUUUAGAUGUUGAAACGGUUAUACUAUUUUGUAGUUUUCAUAAUUAAAAUAGAAUUUAAAUUCAAAAUUAAAGUUUUUAAUAAUAUUUC
Messenger RNA from Manihot esculenta (cassava), 3359 nucleotides. RefSeq names its product chromosome transmission fidelity protein 18 homolog. NCBI's taxonomy places the organism in Eukaryota, Viridiplantae, Streptophyta, Magnoliopsida, Malpighiales, Euphorbiaceae. The transcript has 23 exons. Gene Ontology annotation, molecular function: ATP binding; ATP hydrolysis activity. Bases 116 to 3001 code for a protein of 961 amino acids. The record is from RefSeq and is a predicted model, not a curated record.